Entamoeba histolytica HM-1:IMSS is the source of this 1578-nucleotide messenger RNA. RefSeq names its product rRNA biogenesis protein RRP5, putative. Gene Ontology annotation, biological process: rRNA processing. The transcript has a single exon. The annotation marks the transcript as partial. NCBI's taxonomy places the organism in Eukaryota, Evosea, Mastigamoebida, Endamoebidae. Gene Ontology annotation, molecular function: RNA binding. Gene Ontology annotation, cellular component: small-subunit processome; nucleolus. The record is from RefSeq and is a predicted model, not a curated record.
AUGAAGGAAGAAGGAAAUAUGGAAGAAAAAAUUCAAGAAGGAGAAGAAAUCGAAGGAAUUAUUAGUAGAGAAAUGAAAGAUGGAUAUAUAAUUUCGUUUAAUUCAAUACUUAAAGGAAAAUUAAAUUAUAUUGAAAUAGGAGAUAAUAUUGAAGAAAUUAAUAUAAAUAAAAAAGAAUAUAAUGUUGGAGAUAAAAUAAAAGUUAAAGGAUAUUAUAGUAAAGAAAAUAUCUAUUUAAUAAAAGACAAAAAAGAAGAAAUUAAAGAAGGAGAAAUUAUUGUUGGAGAAGUUAUUGGUAAUAAUACAAAAGAAUUAAAAAUUAAAGUAUUAAUUAAAGGAAAUAGAAUAGGAUAUAUUCAUUAUUGUGAUAUAAGUAAUGUUUUUAAUCCAUUUCCAAGAGAUUAUUUACAAAAUGGAAAAUAUAUUAAUAUGUAUGUACUUUCAAAUAAACCCGAAAUUUUAUGUUCAAUGAGAAAAGAAUAUUUAAAAGAAGCUUAUGAUGAAAUAUUCCCACCAUUAAUAGGAGGAGUUCAAACACGUAUUGUAACAAAAGAUACUAUUAAAGAAGGAGAAAUUUUAACAGGAUAUAUUAUAAAAAGUAGUGAAGAAGAAGGAGUUGAUGUAAUGGUAUCAAGAGAUGUAACUAUUCAUGUAGCACCAGGAGAAUUAUUAGAUAAUACAAGUUAUCAUGGGAAAGAUUUUUCAAGAAUCUUUUGUAUUCAACGAUUAGUAAAAGUAAGUAUCAUUGAUAAAGAAGGAUUAGAAGGAACAUUAAAACAAAGUGUUAUUUAUCCAGGAAUAAUUAAAUACUUUAAAGAUAUCAAAGAAAAUAUAGUAACUAAAUGUGUUAUAGUAAAUAUUACAAGUGAAGGAUUGUUUUUAAGAUUCUUUAAUUCUAAUAUUCGAGGAUUAUGUCAUUGUAGUAAAAUAGAAGAUAAAAAAUUAACAAAGAAAGAAAUGGAAAAGAGAUUUAAAAUUAAAGAUGUCAUAAUGGCAAAAGUAGUUCAUAUUGACAAGAAGAAACAUCGAGUUAAUUUUAGUAUCAAACCAGAAGAUGUAGGAGAAGUAGAAAUGAAAGAUGAAGAAGAAACAAUAGCUAUUGAUCCAUGGAAAUUAGCAUUAAAAAGAAAAGAACAAAAAAGAAGAAAUGAAGAAAAAGAUAUUGCAAUUAAAGAAGAAAUGAAAGAUGAAGAAUUUAAAGAAGGAGUAGAAGAUGAGGCUAACAUAGAAUGGGAUGAUCCUACUAAAGAAGAAGAAAAACAUGAAAAUACUACUAUGGAAGAGGAAGAAGAAAUAGAAGAAGGUAAAGAUAAUAAUAAAGAAGAAGGAAGUAUGGAAGAAGAUAAAGAAGAAGAAAAUAUGGAAGAAGAAGAUAAAGAAGAAGGAAGUAUGGAAGAAGAAGAGGAAAGUGAAGAAAUUGUAUUAGAUUUAGAUGAAUGUCAAAAAGGAGUUGAAAAAGACCCAGAUAAUUCAAUAGAAUGGAUUAAAUUAAUGCAAUGUUUCAUUCAAAGAAAAGAAAUAGAUGAAGCAAGAAAAGUAGGAAAGACAGGAAUAGAAAGUAUCAAUUUUAGAAAAUUA